GCUACCUGAGCAGCAUGGCAACAACAAACAGUAUAGUCUGGUUCUCCUUCCCUCCUGCCUCCUUUCUCCUCAGACCUCACUCGGCCGGCUCUGUGCAACAAUGCUCAGCCUGUUCCGACUACCUCGAAGUUUAACUAUCAACCAGGUGCCCAAAGUAUUCCAUGAAGACAGCAUCAUCUCCGGCUACCGCCACCCCUGUAGCUCUGCCACCGACUGCAUCCUCAGCCUCUUCCAGCUGACCAAUGAGACACUCAACAUCUGGACCCACUUUCUGCCCACCUGGUACUUCCUGUACAAGCUGGUGACGGUGGUGCUGAUGAACACGGCGUGGCAUGAUUCCUUCUCCUGGCCCCUGCUGGUAUUCCUGGCGUCAUGCUGCACAUACCCACUGGCCUCCAGCUGUGCCCACACCUUCAGCACCAUGUCAGCCCGGGCGCGGCACAUCUGCUUCUUCUUCGACUACGGCGCCCUCAGUCUAUACAGCCUGGGGUCAGCGAUCACGUACUCUGCAUACGUAUUCCCCGACAAGUGGGUGAACAGCAUCUUCCACCAGAGCUACGUCACUGUAGCAGUGGUCAACACACUUGUCUGCACCACCAUGGCCUGCUACUCAAGGCUUGGUGUACCAUUUCUACAAUAUAAUCAUGAGACAUUAAAGAGAUUUCCAGAGGUCAAAACUCCAAAGUUAGCGAAGGCACUCCGCAUCCUUGCCUUUGCCUACCCUUACCUGUUCGACAACAUUCCUCUUUUUUAUAGGGUAUUUCUUUGUACGGGCGAGGGCUGUACGGACAACGGCGCAAACAUUCUCCACUACUACCACAUUGCCCUAGCCUUCCUCACAGCCUUCCUGUUUGCCACACAUCUGCCUGAGCGCCUUGCCCCUGGAAGCUUCGACUACAUAGGUCACAGCCAUCAACUGUUCCACGUGUGCAGCAUCAUGGGCACUCACUUCCAGAUGGAGGCCAUAGAGCAGGACAUGGCCUCACGUCGUCACUGGCUUCUCACACACUCCUUACCCAUCAGCUUUGCCAAUACGCUGGGCGUGGCACUGCUAAGUCUGGUGCUGAAUCUAACCGUUAUUACACUCUUCAGUCUACCUCUCCUCUUUCCCUCGUUCAGCCUGAAGAGAAAAACCAAGUAAUCUGCAAAUCACGGAAACCUCUGAGAUGUGGCAAAAAAAACAACAACACGCAACAAGAUCUCAAAAUGACAUUCUAGAUACACAGGAGUAUUUAAGGACAAUUUUAUGUUUUUUUGUGAAUAUAGGUCAAGAGAUAUAGUUCAUGGUCCUGAGGAUAUCCAUAACCGUGAUUGAAGCUCCUUGACUUUAAAUGUGUUUAUGAUAAGGUGGAUGAUGUGCACUUUCCCGUUUGUUUCCUAGAAUCAAAUCACUUAUUGAAUAGGAAAAUGUUAAAUGUUGCAAACGUAAAUGGGAUAGAAUUGUUCUGGCUUAGCAGGUCAGACACCAAUGAGAAUUAGAUAAUGAAGGGAUAAAUAAAUGGAAGGAGCAAUUUGCCAUUGUGCGGAUAAAAAGUAAAAAGUCUCUUUGGAACUUUGUGGCUAGAGAAUGCUAUGAAAUAGCAAUCCACCUUGUAUCAUAAUGUAGUGUUUGUUACUGCUUGUUUUCUAUCUUUCUCUGAUUUCCCAACAUUUAGUGUAUGAUGAGAGUAUGAUGAGAUAGCAUUGCUCCAAAGGGAAUUGGUGACAAUGCAAAAUGAUAUCUUAUCAUAUAUGCAACACGUAAAUAUUAUUGUUUUCUUUAAAUACACUGUAUUGGAUUUAUAGAAGAUUUUUUAAUGUUUUUCAAACAAAUGUUGUUGAAGAAGGAAUAUGAAGUCAAAAGUUUACAAACCCUUGGCUAUGUGGCUAAAUUAAAGCAACACAUAAGAACCCCCAGGCAGUACUGUGCCAGUGUUGAUUUGCUAGCUGUCUCUUUUAUAUUCAAUGGGUAUAACAUUUACUAUUUUAAGAUAAAUAUAGCAUCUACAAAGGAUACCACAUUUUUAUCCCACUUUAUGACUGCAGAUAAAUGGAGAGUAUUUACAAUGUAUUUUAUUUAUAUUCUUAAAUAAACAUUGAUGAUAUAACGUUACA
Messenger RNA from Gadus morhua (Atlantic cod), 2094 nucleotides. It is a transcript of the gene paqr5b, whose product is annotated as progestin and adipoQ receptor family member Vb. The transcript is spliced from 8 exons. Lineage: Eukaryota; Metazoa; Chordata; Actinopteri; Gadiformes; Gadidae. The record is from RefSeq and is a predicted model, not a curated record. Gene Ontology annotation, cellular component: membrane. Bases 101 to 1141 code for a protein of 346 amino acids. Gene Ontology annotation, molecular function: signaling receptor activity.